Psylliodes chrysocephalus is the source of this 4205-nucleotide messenger RNA. NCBI's taxonomy places the organism in Eukaryota, Metazoa, Arthropoda, Insecta, Coleoptera, Chrysomelidae. The record is from the annotation of a GenBank genome assembly.
GUUGCACUUGGCAACGUUGCACAAACGUUUCGAAGAAAUAGUUUCUCCUGGCUUCGUUAAAGCACGGACGUCAGGUGUGUUUCGUUAUGGUUUCUUUAGUUUUUUGAUAUAAACCAAAAUAAAAUCAAAUAUGUGGCUGUGUAUUUAAAAACGGUUUAUUGUUAAACGAAUAUAAUUAGUUUUUUUUUUAAGAAAAUUAGUGGUUGAAGUUACCAGUUAGGUUAAUUGCAAAGGUAUUUUUACCUGUACUGUAUCAAGACUGUACGUAGAUAAGCUAAUAUCCAUCUGGGCGUAGAAAAAAAAUAUUUUUAUUCUAACUACUAAAGAUAACAUGGACUGGAUAUGGAAAUUAUGAAAUACCGGAUACAAAAUUUGAACAAUACCUGGAUCCAACUUUCGGAUACAUAUAAAGUAUCCGGUUACUGUAUCUGGAUACAGAAGUAUCCAACUCUGCUAAAAAUGAUAGUGAUCAAAUUAUUGAAGGAGCCCUGAACCCAAACCUAAUUGGGAGAAUCUGCCGAAACCCCGAAAAGCAGAGAGAUUGCUAAAAGGAGAGCAUGAUGUCACCCACAACAAAAGAAUCGACAGUACUGGUAAAUGGCAAUGUUGAUGGUACCGUCGACGUGACACCGAGUUUCGUCCUCACGUCGGACAAAUCCCAGAGUUCCGAGCAAAACAAGAGCCAAUGCUCAUCCUUAUCGGAUGUGGAGAACUUCGAGUGGUCCCCGGAAACCUUAGAAAUCGACGCCGAUACCACAUUGAACGGAAACAACUCGGGAAAUGAUCCUAGGACUGUAAAUGGUAUAAACAGAAACACUUGGUUGCGAACAAGCUUGAGACGAUCGUCGCCGAACCAUCAAGACAAUCUCUCGAAUAGGAGAUGGGGUUCAUUUCGACACAAUGGACGCCGUCAACAACUAGGAUCAAAUGCAUUAGCCAGUCAAUUAUAUCGCAGUUCCAGCUUCAAUUCGUCGGGCAGGAGUAGCACGUGCGACACCACUGAUGACAUGUACUCGGAUGCUUCCUUGGAGGAGGAUGUGCAGGAUCUACAGAAGAAGUUCCAGGUACUCCAACAACAGCUCGGCACCUUACAAGACAACGCAAAUCAAAAUGACGAACGAUACACCCGGGCGAAAUCUGACAAUGCCGCCCUACAGGCCAGGGUCAUAAUGUUGGAGGAACAAGUUAGAGAAACAGAAUUUAGAUACGAAGAAAAACUCCAGGACGAGCAGAGGCGAACCAAAGAACUGGUGUCUAGGUUAGAAAGAGAGAAACAAUUACUACUCGAAAACGUGAACAUAAGACUGCAAGGAUCUGAAGCCGAGUGCGCGAAUUUGAAAGAAGAGAUUGGCCGACAACGAGUCCAAUUGGAAAAAUUAGACGACCAACGGCAAAUUUUGCACGAACAAAACCAAGAGUUGGCGGGUUUGUUGAGCGCGACCAAAGACGAGAUGAAGAUGAUGAAGGAUCAGGAAGUUCGAUUAAAGCGAGAGUAUGAAGCUCAAGCCCAACUGUCUGAAGACCUUUCGAAGGAGAUAGAAAGGCUGCGGCUGGAAGCCAGAACGCCAGCCCUUCCUACUACCUCUCCUGAAACGUUGAGAUUAGACGAGCUACACGAGGAAAUGUCGAAUCUGCGAUCGGAAAACUCGCGAUUGAGAGAAGUGAACGAGGAAUUGCAGGCGAGCCUCCUACACGCCGGUUUAGAAACGGGCAGGAUUCUUUCAAUAGGCGAAAAUAGCUUGGCGGCCGAAUUGGAUGUCAUGUCGCAGGACGAGGUACAUCAGGCGUUGAAGGAGCAACAAGAAGUGAACAGGCAACUCAGGACGUAUAUCGAAGGCAUCCUAUUGAACAUUGUGGAAAACCAUCCACAACUGCUGGAAGUCAAACACACCGCCUGUGCAAAUGUAACAUUGUGAUUUAAAAAAAAAUAAUUUCGUGAUACCGCUGCUGGACAGUAAACUAAAUAAAUAUUACUAAGCACUUGUUAAAAUUUCAACACGAACGCGUGGAACAAUAAAAUUUCAACUAUAUUUUCCCAAAAUCCUUUUUAGGUGUAUUUAUACAUAGAAACAAAUGGAAUUUUACAUGUAAAAAAUGUGAAGAUAAAUUUUUAUACCUUCUAGUGUAAUUUACAGUAUUUUUUUAUUACUUAUUUUGAAAUUUGAACAAAAGAUUACAAUAUUUUAUCGUUGUAUAGGUAAAAAAGUUAAAGAUUGUUUGUAUUUUAUUUGAUCUGAUUUACAAAUUGUUAAAUAAAUUUUUUAUAUCGAAUCAAUACCGUAAAUUGUGGCAUCAAAAGUUACCAACAAAUUUAUCUGUAAUUUUAAAAUUUAGUUAGAAUUAUGAAAUUUGGGUGAUCAAACCGGAAUUUCUUUUUUCUGAAUAACAGUUAUUAUCUAUAUAUUAUUAAAUGGACUGAUUUCUAUUGAUGCGAACCAUCUUUUAAAGAUAACAUUUCUCAAUGUAGAAUCUAGACAAGUUUGUUUAGGCGUUAUAUUUUUUCUCAUUUUCCAUUGUUUUACCAAACAUCGCAUUAAUGAAACUUUUUUUAUAGGGUUAUAACAAAGAAUAGUAUGUUUUAUAUAACAAGAGUUGAAGAUUGUUUACUAUACCUUUUUUUACCUUGAAGAUCUUGGUCAUUUAAACAAGCUUUUUGUCCACAAUUAAGUAAUUCCCAUUUAAAUACUAUAAAAAACUUAUUCAAAAUUAACUUUUUACAAAUUGUUGACUCACUGUGCGAUAAAUAAUAAUUAAAUUUUGUAUUCAUUAUUGAUGAAUUCAUUAGGAAAUAUUUAAUUUGUACUUUCUACCUUUUAACAAGUACAUUUUCUUUUAUUUGUAAAAAUGUAUUAAAUAUAUUUUAUGAAUCUAACCUUUGUAUACAGUAUGGCCGUCCUAUGUGUGAUUACUCUGUGAUUAAAUGUGUUGGAAACGAUUAGAAUUGUACAAUUUUAGUACUUAAAAUAUCAGUUUCAAUUAGAAGUAUCAAUAAAGUUUACUACCGUAUUCGAGGCAGAUAGAGUAACAGGGUAUUCGAAUUACAGUACAUUUUGAGUGCAAUAAAACUUCUAAAAUCUUUUCUAAAACCACAGACUUUGCACUGUUUUCUAUGCAAGUCUGUUGGAAAUGUAUAAAUAAUCUGGAUAGUUAGUUAUAUUCCAGUUGGAUUUUUAAUUAUUGUUAGAUGUAUAUUAUUGUAUCAAAGUUAAAAUGUAAAUUAUAUAUAUGUGCAGAUGUUAAUGAGUUCUCUGUCUGUGAGAUCACAUUGGUUUUUGUACUAUUUUUUGUAAAAUUCUGUAAUUUUAUCUUCUUUAUAGUUUUAUUGAAUUAUUUUAAGACACAAUUUUAUUGUAUUAUAUUCUUUUAAAACUUUUAAUGCAUUUUUCUUACAUCCACAUGUUUAAAUAAUUCUAUACUAUAGAGAACCAACCUGGAAUUAUCUCUAGGGUUAAAAUAUAAAAAUAUAAAUUAAAAAAAUAAUUUAAUAUCAACAAUACAGAAAUAAACCAAUUACAUUUGCCCGCAUUGAACAAUAGUAACGGGUAUUUUUGGUUUAUUAUUAGGUCCAGUAGGAACAUUUUCGAUUUUCCUCAUUACUAAUAGUCCAUCGAUUACUCUUCCAAAAACUACGUGUUUACUGUCCAAAAAAUUACACUUAGCACAAGUGAUGAAAAACUGACAACCGUUAGUGUCUUUACCACUGUUCGCCAUGGAUAAAAGUCCGGGUGUGUCGUGUUUUAACGUAAAGUUCUCAUCGGAAAAAGUACCGCCUCCAUAGAUACUCAUAACGCCUGUACCAUCACCAUUGACAAAAUCACCUCCUUGGAUCAUGAAGUCCUUUAUUACUCUGUGAAAGCCUGCUCCUUUGUAGCCCAGCGGUACCGCGUCUUUUCUAAAUUCUCCAGUGCAAAACUGUCUAAAAUUUUCACUGGUUUUUGGAACUACAUCAGCAAAAAGUUCAAAAAUCAUCCUACCAAUUUCAGUUGUGCCUACUGAGACAUCAAAAAACACCACUGGAUUCGCGGGAUGUCUUAGCUGUGAUUGAAUUUGAUUCCAAUUAGGCAUUUUAAUAUUUUUAAUACUAAUAUAAAAAAAAUUAAACUAGGACUAACUAUAUGUUUACUUCUUUGAAAUGAAAACCUAACCACAAAAACUAAAUUGGAUUCUACGUAUCGACCAAGGGCGAGCCACGAGCCACUGAUCUG